CAAUAUGCAGCGCAACAAGCUCACAGGCGCCAUCCCCUCGCAGACCCAGCACUCUCACCCGCCUGCAACGCCUGUACCUCAGUCGCAACACCCUCUCAGGCUCCAUCCCUGCAGCCAUCAAAUCCCUCACCUCCCUGCGAAUGCUUCUCAUAGACUACAACGGCAUCACCGGCUCUCUCCCUGCUUCCAUAGGGGCCCUGCCCUCUCUCGUCUACCUGAGUGGCAGCAAGAACAAGCUUACUGGUGCCAUCCCUUCUGCCAUUGGGGCGCUUUCAAGACUCACAUACUUGGCACUCGACCGCAAUUCUCUCACAGGCGCAUUCCCUUCGGCGCUUUCCAAACUCAGCUAUCUUCAAACCAUCUCCCUCUAUCGCAACAACAUCACCGGCUCGCUUCCUAUUGGCCUCUCACAGCUCUCCUACCUCUUUGACAU
Closterium sp. Yama58-4 is the source of this 433-nucleotide messenger RNA. Lineage: Eukaryota; Viridiplantae; Streptophyta; Zygnematophyceae; Desmidiales; Closteriaceae. The record is from the annotation of a GenBank genome assembly.